Trichomycterus rosablanca is the source of this 4679-nucleotide messenger RNA. RefSeq names its product syntaxin binding protein 3 (gene stxbp3). Gene Ontology annotation, biological process: vesicle-mediated transport; neurotransmitter secretion; intracellular protein transport. The transcript has 19 exons. NCBI's taxonomy places the organism in Eukaryota, Metazoa, Chordata, Actinopteri, Siluriformes, Trichomycteridae. Bases 171 to 1853 code for a protein of 560 amino acids. Gene Ontology annotation, molecular function: syntaxin-1 binding. The record is from RefSeq and is a predicted model, not a curated record. Gene Ontology annotation, cellular component: plasma membrane; secretory granule.
UAAAUGUAUUUUAAUGUUUUCAGCUGUAAAGAUGCAUUGGAGCCUUUUUAAGCCGCUGACAUGCGUGAAUUGUGAAUAAACGCGCUAUAAGACGAGAGACGGAAGUUUACAGUUUAUGAAUAAAGGACACUAUUAUAGCCGACUGCAAAAAAUCAGAAAUAUGGAAGAUAAUGAUGUUAGACAGUUUUACCACACGGCUCCUGUCAAUGUGCUGCAACAUGUCCGACCUGAUGGCCGAAGGGAUUACAAUUGUGGAGGACUUGUUUAAAAUCAGAGAGCCAGUCCCUGAGAUGAAGGCUAUAUACUUCAUAUCCCCCACUGCUAAGUGUGUAGAUGCUUUCAUCAACGACUUCAACCUCAAACCCCUGUACAAAUCAGCAUACGUCUACUUCACUGACUACUGCCCAGAUGAGCUGUUUAACAAAAUGAAGUCACUCUGUGGAAAACACAUUAAAGUUUGUAAAGAGAUCAACAUUUCCUUCCUUCCAGUGGAGGCUCAAGUGUUUACCUGUGAUAAACCUGAAGCCUUUAGGAGCAUCUACUGCACUGAAAGUCAGGACCGAGCCCAGACUCUGGAGAACAUUGCUGAUCAGAUUGUCGCUCUGUGCGGCACGUUGGAUGAGUAUCCCGGCGUCAGAUACAAGAAAGAUUCAGGAGUGGAUUAUGCUAAAUGGCUCGCUGAGAUGGUGGACAAAAAACUGGCCCGACACUAUGAGCUGGAUGAUGGCUGUACAAAAAAGGAAAAGACCCAGGCUCAGCUGGUCAUUGUGGACCGUGGCUUUGACCCUGUGAGCCCGAUACUGCAUGAGCUGACCUAUCAGGCCAUGGUGUAUGAUCUCAUACCCAUCGAGAGCGACGCUUACAGGUACAAAGGCAAGGAUGGUUCAGUGAAAGAAGCUCAGCUGAAUGACGGCGACCCUCUGUGGGUCAGACUGCGUCACAAGCACAUCGCCGACGUCACCUCGCUUAUCCCCAAACUGUUGAAGGAGAUCUCUGCCACCAAAAAACAGUCUGACGGGAAGAUGUCGAUUGGAAGUUUGGCCAAUGUCAUGAAGCAGAUGCCUGCGUUCCGUAAACAGAUCGCUCAGAAAACAGUUCACCUCACGCUGACUGAGGACUGCAUGAACAAGUUCCAGGAGUCAGUGGAGAAGUUGUGCAAAGCAGAGCAGGACCUGGCCGUCGGUUCGGAUGUCGAGGGGCAGAAGGUAAAGGACCCGAUGAGGACUCUGCUGCCCGUCCUUCUGCACGAUCACAGCGAUCUUGAGAAGAUCCGAGCCGUUCUGCUCUACAUCUUCAGUCUCAACGGAACGACCGAGGAGAAUCUAAAUAAAUUAAUUCAGCAUGUGAGGAUCGAGAAGGAGCGCGAGUACAUCACCAACUGGAAAGCGCUGGGUGUCCCCAUCAUUUCUUCUCCGAGCCUGUUCUCGUUCAAGAAGAUGAUUCGAAGAGAUCGCUCCCAGGAGGAAGUGUACAACCUCUCUCGUUGGACACCCAUCAUUAAAGAUGUGAUGGAGGAUGUGGUGGAAAAUAAACUGGACUCGAGAGACUGGCCGCACGUGUCCGAGUGUCCUUCUGCAUGGAAUGGAUCCAGAGCUGUUAGUGCAAGACAGAAAAAGCCGGGCUCUCAGGACGACUACAGAAACGGCUCCCGCAUCAUCAUCUUCGUCCUGGGCGGGGUCAGCUACUCUGAGAUGCGCUCUGCUUAUGAGGUCACGGAGGCCAGCAAGUCCUGCACGGUCAUCAUCGGUUCUACUCACAUGCUGACUCCAGCCAAACUUCUGAAGGACAUACGAGACCUGAACAAAAAACCCAUGGAGAAAUUCACGACAGAGGAUGAGACCCACAGGAGCUAAACGGAGAGACACUGAAGACCCCUUGUAAACUCUUAAUAGCCUCUUCAUCUCUUUUCUUCUCUAACUCCAAACAUACAGCACUCAGCUUCUCUGACAGAGAACAAAGUGAGCACAAUGUGAUCAAACUAACACACUGAUCCAGGACCCCUGAGUGCUCGACCUGUUCAUAUAGGUUUAACUAACAUCAGACUUUAAACCUACUACUACUGCUAACCUGCGUCUGAUCAGAGUAAUGUUGUUACUCUUAUUAACAAAAGUAUUGGGACACCCCUUUUAAUUACUGAACUUGUGUUUCGGCCACAGCCAUUGCUAACAGGUGUAACAAAUCAGUUAUAUAAACAUAAUUACAUGCUUCCAGCUUUGCAGCAAGGGUGGGGAAGGCUCUGUCCUGUUCUAGCAUGUCUGUCCAAGCUCUAUAAAGACCUAAAGAAAAGGUCAGAGCCCUGACCUUGGCCCCACUAAACAGCUUUGGAAUAAACUGGAACAUCAACUAAGGCUUUCUUGACCAAGAUCAGUGUCCAUCCAUUCAAAUACUUGUCCAAAUGGACAUAAAUUCCUACAGUCAUACUUCAAAGUCUUGUGGGAGGCCUUCUUAAAAAAAGGAUGUUGUUAUAGCUGAAAAGAUUACAUGUCCAACGAGCUCAUGGUCAUGUGUCCGAAUACUUUCGGCGUUACAGUAUAAUUGCCAAAACAUUGCUGUGUGAUUUUUGGUUGUACUGGAGCUAUGAGGCUAAUGUAGCUUACAUGUAAAGGCUGUGAUAUGCCUCCUCAGAAAUGAGUCUAAGGGCAGCCUGAAGCGAAUGUUAGAAAACCCCUUUACUUUUUAGUGUCCAUUAAAACUGUAGGCCAUCCAAACUGCCACCAAAAAAUACUGUGGCUCGGGCCAGCCGUCAUCAGCCAGCGUGGGUGAAGUCCAGUGCAGAUGCAUUGAAAAUGACCGAAUUGGGAGCAAAGAAUCACUUCUAAAGUACUAUGUGGAGUGAUAGCAGCUUUUGUGAUGAAAAGAAACAGGGACACCAGCUACUAGCUUCCAAUAUUUUCUCUUUCUUCACACAUUAUUUCUCUCCAGUGCAAAACUAAAGUAGAACAUCAAACAACAAACAUGUCUUGGCUAAUGGAUUCCAUAAGGAGGAAGGGAAAAUUGUGUAUAUUUAAUGUCAGAACAAAUAAUGAUAUUUUUUCUGCUUGGUUAUGUUUCUUCUGAUGCAUUUCUGAUGCAAUAAUGUAAGUAUUUCAUAGAUAGAUUAUGUAAGUAUAGCGCUAUCCUGCGCUCACCUACUCUAACAGUCGUCCUACACAUUUCUGUAUCUAUUUGUGCCUUCAAGAAAAUGCUGUUCGGGUUUAAACAGCCACGUUUCUCUAACAAUGUCUGCAUGGCUUAUUUAACUACUUAACAAAGGGCUCGCUUCAUAACCAGGUUUGUUCAUUUCUCUUUCUAUUUUAUGGCAUCUCCCAUGUUUUUAUUUAAAGGUCGCCACAGCGGAUUAUUCAGGUCCACAUACCAGACAGCACAGUUUUUACACAGAUGCCCUUACUGGCACAAUCCUCUUAUUUCUGUCCGGGCCUGGGAACUGCACUGAGAGUGCACUGACAGAUGCACCUCCCAGUAGCUAGACUGUUUUGCAAACAGUGUUAUUGCCUACAAAGGGUCUUGCACUAUUUUCUAUAAUUCCACCAUCUUUCAUGCAGGCAGCUCCGACCGCCCCCCUUCCAACAGAUACAGCCAGUCAUGUCUGUGUGGGGACCUGCCAGCCUGUCCAUAACACAGCAAAGAUUCAAACUCUGAUCACCUUUGUUCCUUUUACUUGUAAGAAGGCGGCACGGUGGCUAAGUGGGUAGCACUGUCGCCUUACAGCGAGAAGGUCCUGUGUUCGAUUUCCAGGUUGGGCUGUCUGGGUAGUUUCUGUAUGGAGUUUGCAUGUUCUCCCCGUGUCGGUGUGGGUUUCCUCCGGGUGCUCCGGUUUCCUCCCACAGUCCAAAGACAUGUAAGUGAGGUGAAUUGGAGACACUAAAUUGUCCAAGACUGUGUUCGAUAUAACCUUGUGACCUGAUGAAUCUUGUGUAAUGAGUAACUACCGUUCCUGUCAUGAAUGUAACCAAAAGUGUAAAACAUGACCUUAAAAUCCUAAAAAACAAACAAACUUGUAAGAAACAAUGUUACACCUAACUGACAUGUUUUGGACGUUCAUACUCAUGCAGACAUGAUUUACCAUUGAUUUCCCGGCUGCAUUCAAACUGCAUUAUGUCCUACAUAGAGUGUAGCUACUAGGACAUCAUAUUUAGUUCAGUAUUCAAGUCUAUAAUGCUCUGAUGUUGCAUCUGUUACAUAAUAAACAUAAAGAGAUUUUAUCCUACAGUGCUUUAGUGCUUACGCAACACGGCCAAAAGUGUGUGGACACCCUGUUUAAUCUGUGAGCCUAACAACCUUAGAGCCCUUAGAACGUUUAGUAAAGUCCAGGUCUUACAAAUGGCUUUAAUUUAGUGGGUACAAAUUCCCAGAGACAUACUCCAAACUCCUUUGGAAGGCUUUACUAGAUGUCUGGAGGCUGCUAUAACCGCAGGGUGAAGGACAGAUCAGAACAUCAAAUCAAUACCCGUGGUUUUUUAAUGUAAUGUCCAUAAAGUUUAUGGCUGGGUGGCCAGAUACUUUUGGUCAAAUAGUUUAUAAACACUUCUGGACUUUGACUUUUGUGCCUUGUUUGAAAUAAUUGCCUAGCAAAUGUACAUGCUUGUUGCUGUGUUACAGUGUAGUACCUUUUAACAAAUGUAAUUAUUUCCAUAACCUUUGUUUGAACAACUGACAAAUAAAUGAAUGUCGUUCAGUUA